AUGAAUUUAGACGAACUCACAAACUACGCGGUCAAUCGAGAGGUGCUGGCGAAGCAGAAGGAAAAGCUACACCCUUUCGGAAUCGAACCGAAUGCUACAGCGAUUGCUUAUGUAAAGCAGGAACCAAGUACUAGUGGAAAAUCUACAUUCAACAAUGGAAGAGCAUUGAUGAGAAAUAGACGCACAGAUAUCGAGUGCAGUCGAUGUGGAUCAUGGAAACACCGCGAGGACUCCCGUGAUUGUUUUGCACGUAGCGCACGAUGCAACGGUUGUGGCCGCGUUGGUCACUUCGCAAGGAAAUGUCGGACGCAGGACCAGGUUAAUCAUAGUGGACCAUUGGCACGUCGUUCAUGGAAGCGCUCAUCUAAAACAAACGCUGUUCGAGAAGAAAAUCAUCCGAGGGAAGAACAUAUUCGCUAUGCUGAAUCGGGCGAAACGCGGGAGGGUGACGCUAGCAACAGCGGGAUGAUCACUUGCAAGAUCGAUUGCUUUCCCGUAGAUUUUUUGAUAGACUCCGGGGCAACAAUUAACACGGUUACCGAACAAGUAUGGAACGUCCUUGCCGCAAACGGAAUCACAUUGUACAAGAAAAAGUUUAAUUGCGAUAGGCGUGUUACCGCUUAUGCUAGUCAAGCACCUCUUGAAGUAUUGGUGAUGUUUGAAGCAUGGACAUCCGUAAAUGAUACCAAGCCUAAAGCCUACGCGGAGUUUUUCGUUAUCCAAGGAGCUUGCAAAUCGCUGUUGAGUAAAAGAACAGCUGAAGAUCUUAAAGUGUUGAAGGUCGGACUAGUUGUUAAUAGCAUUACCCUAAAAAGCGAUGCUUUCCCGAAGUUCCCGAAUGUCCAAAUAAAGUUAUCAAUCGACAAAUCGAUCCCUCCCAAGAAAUUGGCAUAUCUGAGAAUUCCGGCCGCUAUGGAAGAGAAAGUCGAUAUGAAAAUUCAACAAAUGUUGGAUAACGAUGUUAUUGAGCAAGCCAUAGGUCCCCCGGAAUGGAUUUCUCCGAUGGUAGUCGUGCCUAAAGGAAAGAACGAUAUAAGGCUGUGCAUCAAUAUGAAGCUUCCUAAUCAGGCAAUACAACGGGAGCAUUACCCAUUACCUAUGAUUGACACGCUCUUAAAUAAGUUGAAGGGCUCAACAUACUUUACGAAGUUGGACAUAACAUCUGCUUUCCAUCACAUAGAGCUGCACCCGGAAUCUCGAGGGAUCACAACUUUUAUGACAAACAGAGGUCUCAUGAGGUUCAAGAGAUUGAUGUGUAUCAAUUGCGCGCCUGAAAUUUUUCAGCGGGUUAUGUGCGACAUGUUGGCUGGUGUAGAAGGCGUUAUCGUUUACAUUGAUGACAUAGUGGUGGCAGGAAAAACCAAGGAGCAGCAUGAUGCUAGAUUGGAAGAAGUGUUAUCGAUCCUUCGUGAAAACAACGCAACACUUAAUAAAGAGAAAUGUUUAAUUGGCGUUAAACAGUUAGAGAUCCUGGGUUAUAAGGUCAGCCCAGCCGGGAUAAGUCCAUCAGAAGAUAAAAUUUCAGUUAUUCGAGAUUUCAGACAGCCAGAAACCAAAGAUGAAUCUGAAGCUGAGGAACCCUUUGACGAUGAUUCUGAGCACUAUCUAUGUGCGAUUGAAGAUAGAUUAGCAGCUAUUACUCUGGAUGAAAUUCGGAAUGAAACAGCUAAAGAUGAAACUUUGAUUGCAGUCAUUGAAGCGAUUCAUAGUCAAUUAUGGCCGCCAGGCCUUUUCCAUUAUCAGCCUUUCUCCAAGGAACUUGGACUAAUCGAUGAUGUACUAGUUCGAGAAGACCGUAUUAUACUACCAGUUAAUCUACGUACUAGAGCAUUAGAUAUUGCUCAUCGGGGACACCCAGGUGUGGUGACGAAUCCUUCGUGA
This is a messenger RNA of Toxorhynchites rutilus septentrionalis, 1881 nucleotides long. RefSeq lists its product as uncharacterized. The transcript is spliced from 3 exons. The coding region runs from base 1 to 1881 and encodes 626 amino acids. Lineage: Eukaryota; Metazoa; Arthropoda; Insecta; Diptera; Culicidae. Gene Ontology annotation, biological process: proteolysis. The record is from RefSeq and is a predicted model, not a curated record. Gene Ontology annotation, molecular function: zinc ion binding; aspartic-type endopeptidase activity; nucleic acid binding.